Molecule: messenger RNA, 1805 nt
Organism: Cherax quadricarinatus
Lineage: Eukaryota; Metazoa; Arthropoda; Malacostraca; Decapoda; Parastacidae
Source: RefSeq, a predicted model, not a curated record
AAGAAACAGAUUUACUGUAUAAGAACAUAAGAACGAAGGAACACUGCAGCAGACCUACUGGCCCAUGCGAGGCAGGUCCAAGUCUCCUACCGGCUUAAGCCAAUGCACCCAACCUAGUCAGAAGAAUGGAAGACUACUUGCGGAUAGAGAAGCUUGGAGAAGGUACUUAUGGAGUGGUAUACAAAGCUAAGAACAAGAAGACAGGCAAGUUUGUGGCCAUGAAAAAAAUCAGAUUAGAAAAUGAGGAGGAAGGUGUUCCAUCUACUGCUAUUCGAGAAAUAUCCUUAUUGAAAGAGCUUCAGCAUCCCAACAUUGUUUUGUUGGAGGAUGUUCUAAUGCAAGAGAGUAAACUUUUCCUUGUAUUUGAGUUCCUCAAUAUGGACCUAAAGAAGUAUGUUGACUCUUUUGAGUCUGGCAAGUACCUGGACAGAAAACUUGUAAAAUCUUACUGUUAUCAGCUGUUUCAGGGUAUCCUCUAUUGUCAUCAGCGGCGAGUUUUACAUAGAGAUCUCAAGCCUCAGAACCUUCUUAUCAAUGAGCAAGGAGUCAUCAAAAUUGCUGACUUUGGAUUGGCUAGAGCUUUUGGCAUCCCUAUUAGGGUUUACACUCAUGAGGUUGUUACUUUAUGGUACCGAGCACCAGAGGUCCUCCUGGGCUCUUCUCGUUACUCCUGCCCAGUGGAUGUCUGGUCUUUGGGUUGCAUAUUUGCUGAGAUGGUGACAAAACGCCCUCUUUUCCAUGGAGAUUCUGAAAUCGACCAGCUUUUCAGAAUAUUCCGGACUCUAACAACUCCUACAGAAGAUAACUGGCCAGGUGUGACUCAGCUGCAGGAUUACAAGGCCAAUUUUCCCAAGUGGACAGAUUAUAAUCUAGCAAAUUCAGUUAAACAGAUGGAUGCUAGUGGCUUAGAUUUGUUGUCUAAAACCUUGAUAUAUGACCCAACACAAAGGAUCUCUGCAAAAGAAGCCUUGAAGCACCCAUACUUUGACGACCUUGACAAGUCUGCUCUUCCUGCUAAAAACUGAGUCAAUGGGUGACUGGUGACUGCUCAGUAAAUCAACAGCUUUCGAGUUGGUACUUCUUGGUCUUUACAUAUGCUUAUUUCUUAUGUGAAUAUAUAUUUCUAAUAGGUGCAGUGUGUCUUUAGUUUAUUUCCGUUAGAUAAAUUUAAAGAUUAAAGGACUUGUAUAUAUGUCUGUGUGUAAUGAAGAUGGGAAGUUCACAACUAUCCCACAAGUUGGAGAGGACACUUUAGAAGUUGUUUGUCUGUUAUGGACCAUUAUCAUGUAGCAAGUGAUAGUGGCCAAGGGUGGACUGAAACAACGCACAACGUGGAGUUUUCUCUCAGUUGUGUGUUAGUUAUGAACUGUUGGAACCGUGGUAUUGUGACACUCUUCUAAGUUUGGAUCUGCUUAUUUUUUAAUAAAAACUUUAAUGUAUGACUGUAGCUAGGACUUGAUAAACUUCUUUGGUUAUUAAACCUUCCGGUCUAGCAAAUUUUGGGAUGUUGCUCCUUGCAGGUCAAUUUUAAUGUUAAUUACAAUGUCAUAUUGUAAUAUGUUUUCACCUUAAUUGCAGCGUAACUUUUUCAAUUUCAAAGUUAACAUUACUGUGUUUACAUGCUGUAAUUUCUUCCUUUUAAUUGAUACAUUUAAAGCAGGAUUCAGGAAUGAAUAUUUCUUUGGGUAGUACCAACUUUAAGUAAAAGUUGCAGCUAUUGUAAAACCAUAAUCUUCAUUGCAUAUCUAUCUUUCUUAAUAGUAACUUUUGUAACCAAUUAUAAAUUAUAAAUUUGUGAAAGUGAA